AAACAAUGCUUUACAUGGGUCAUUCGUUUUCCCCUUUAAAAACUGUUCUGCAAACCAUUUGUUAAAACAAUUGUCAUAAGCAACUUUUAGUUCUUGGCAUUCUUCGCCAAUGCUGUUCAUUUUAACAGGAAGUGUAAAUACGCCGCUGUAGGGGAGAUAAUCCAAAACAAACAUGUUGUUUACAAAACUCACUUGCAGACUGUGGUUUCAAAGAGUUUCAAGAAACAGCAAGGGCUUUUGUAGCAAGGUGUGGGUUGUUAUGGUCCCGAAGACACCAAUAUGGGAAGAAGUGGACCACACAAGAAUUCCCAAUGUUCCACAUAUAGAUCAAGAGAUGAUAAACCAUUUAGAGAGGGUUUCCUUGGUUGAGUUUAACAAUCAGGCAGGGAUUGAGAGACUAUCAAAGGCUAUAGAAUCUGCUAAUAAAUUACACAUGGUCAACACAGAUGGAAUUGAACCCAUGGAAUCUGUAUUAGAAGACAGGAUGUUAUAUUUGAGAGAAGAUAAAGUUACAGAUGGGAAGUGUAAACAAGAGGUCCUUAGUAAUGCUGUUAAAACAAUAGAGGAUUACUUUGUUGCUCCACCAGGAAAUAUUCCACUGAAGACAAAAGAGAGAGACUAUGGCAACAAUUCAAAGGGAAGCUGAUAAAACCUGACGGAAAGUCUACAGUAACUAGGGUCCUCAUAAUAUCUAGAUAUGACAUACUGGGUUGCAAUUGAUGUUGUCCAGCUUCCUGUGUCAUCUUUUAUGCAUUGACAUCAUAUUUGCAUUAAAACAUAAUUGAUAAUUAAAUAUGACAUUAUUUUAAGGAAUUUGUGUUUUGAUUCUUUAUCAUUCAAAUAAAGUAAAUUCAUUUUUUUGUUA
Messenger RNA from Mytilus californianus (California mussel), 865 nucleotides. Its product is annotated as glutamyl-tRNA(Gln) amidotransferase subunit C, mitochondrial-like. Lineage: Eukaryota; Metazoa; Mollusca; Bivalvia; Mytilida; Mytilidae. Gene Ontology annotation, molecular function: glutaminyl-tRNA synthase (glutamine-hydrolyzing) activity. The transcript is spliced from 4 exons. The record is from RefSeq and is a predicted model, not a curated record. Bases 173 to 646 code for a protein of 157 amino acids. Gene Ontology annotation, biological process: glutaminyl-tRNAGln biosynthesis via transamidation; regulation of translational fidelity; mitochondrial translation. Gene Ontology annotation, cellular component: mitochondrion; glutamyl-tRNA(Gln) amidotransferase complex.